AUGCAGGCGAUGCUGCAGCAGCAGGUGCGUCGUUCUUUAUUGGAUUUCAGCAGCAGCAGCAGCAGCAGCAGCAGUUUGUAUGAAGCCGACGAUCUAUGUUACCCCGAAGAGAGAAAAGCAGCAGACAGAGAGGCGUGGCUGUCUCUCGCCCAGGAGAGAGACAGCCGCAGGAGACUGAGAGGAAACUAUAAAGAUGUAUUUGCUGCAGCAGAGCAGCAGCAGCAGCAGCAGCAGCAAAAUAAUAAAGAAAUACGCAAAGCCAUUCACAUACCUCGAGUACCCAAACUACCCAACAUGCAGGACUGGCAGUUUUACCGUCGCGAGCGUCUGGAGGAGCUGCAGGCGAUCGACGUGCAGUGGAGAUCGUCGCAGGGCAGCAGCAGGCCGCUGACGGAAGAAGAGAAAGAAGAAAGACAAACACUCAUCGCCGAAGGGUUCAGGUCCUGGGCCAAAAGGGACCUCCUCGCCUUCGUCAGGUGCUCAGAACACACACACACACACAUAUAUAUAUAUAUAUAA
Messenger RNA from Eimeria mitis, 519 nucleotides. RefSeq lists its product as uncharacterized. Gene Ontology annotation, biological process: chromatin remodeling. Bases 1 to 519 code for a protein of 172 amino acids. Gene Ontology annotation, molecular function: nucleosome binding; DNA binding. The record is from RefSeq and is a predicted model, not a curated record. Lineage: Eukaryota; Apicomplexa; Conoidasida; Eucoccidiorida; Eimeriidae. The transcript has 3 exons.